CCGAGCAGCUCUGGCAGAUCUUUGCGGGGACCCACAGGAGGGACCAGCGCCGCAGGACAACAGAGCAGUUGCCAGGCCUGGAGAGCCAGGACGCAGGACCACAGGACUCAGGACUGGAACCACGGAGCAGAGAUGCUGUGGUGCCGCCCACCCGAGCCCUCCCCCAGCUCCCCCGAGGGCUCCGGAGAAGAGAGCACAGAGCUAGGCCUGCCAGGCCUGGACACCGAAGGGAUGCUCUCCCUCCGCAUGGCCCAGGAGCCUGCUGGGAGAGCCUACCGGUUCCUGAAGCCCAUAUGCUGGGACCCUGAGGACUUCGAGGACACGUGGAAGAGACCAGAUGCCUUGCCCUGGCAAUCCCAGAAGGCGGCCAUCCCGCACGGAGCGGAGAAGAUGCGGACGCUAAAGCACGGGGAGCCGGUGCUGGCCACAGCCGUCAGCAGCUGCACGCGACAUACGUUCACCUGUGGCUGCGGCGGCGUCAAAGUGUGGAGCCUGGUGGGCUGGGGGCUGGAGGACCGGCGCCCCGAGAGCCACCUGCGUGUACAGACCCCCCAGGCCUACCUGCGCACCUGCCUGCUGUCCCCGACCAGCACGACCCUGCUGACGGGCGGCCACAAACUGGCCGGCGUGAGCGUGUGGGACCUGACCGCGCCCUCCCUGCGUGUGACCGGCGAGCUGCCCUGCGCAGGCCUCACCUGCCAGGCCCUGGCCUCCGGCCCCGAGGCCACCCUGGCCUUCGCGGGCUUCACCGACGGCACAGUCAGGAUCUGGGACUUGCGGGACCAGAGCAUUGUCAGGGACCUGCCGGGGCCCCCAAACAGAACCAAGAGCAUUGCUGUCAAAGACCAGAACAUCUGGAUGGGGGGGCUGGACACCUGCCUGAGGUGCUGGGACCUGAGGACCCCCGGGGAGCCCCUGGAAUACCAAUUCGAGUCUCAGAUAAUGAGCCUGUCCCCCAGUCCCCAGGAAGACUGGGUGCUGGUGGGCACAGCCAGUGGCCAACAGUGGCUACAGCCCACCCGAGGGGGCCAGAAGCACAUGGUGGGGUGUAAGGACGGCACCAUCCUGGGUCUCAAGUUUUCCCCAUUUGGCCAGUGGUGGGUGAGCGUUGGAACGGAUGACCUGGUCAGCAUCUACGGCAUGCCCGCGGGGACCGUGGUGUUCCAAGUGCCCGAGACCUCCUCCAUCCUGUGCUGUGAUGUGUCUCGCAACAACCGCCUGGUCGUCACGGGGUCGGAGGACCACGCCUCAGUGUACCAGAUCACCUACUGAGGGGUCUGGCCCUGUCGUCCUGACUCGGGACCCUUUUUUUUUGUCCUUUGCCCCCAACAAGG
Messenger RNA from Lutra lutra (Eurasian river otter), 1334 nucleotides. Its product is annotated as transducin-like enhancer protein 6. The record is from RefSeq and is a predicted model, not a curated record. Gene Ontology annotation, molecular function: transcription corepressor activity; protein binding. Gene Ontology annotation, cellular component: nucleus; transcription regulator complex. Lineage: Eukaryota; Metazoa; Chordata; Mammalia; Carnivora; Mustelidae. Bases 133 to 1272 code for a protein of 379 amino acids. Gene Ontology annotation, biological process: regulation of DNA-templated transcription; negative regulation of canonical Wnt signaling pathway. The transcript has a single exon.